Molecule: messenger RNA, 5738 nt
Organism: Hyaena hyaena (striped hyena)
Lineage: Eukaryota; Metazoa; Chordata; Mammalia; Carnivora; Hyaenidae
Gene: EPB41
Product: erythrocyte membrane protein band 4.1
Exons: 22
Coding region: 20-3295 (1091 amino acids)
Biological process (GO): cortical actin cytoskeleton organization
Cellular component (GO): plasma membrane; cytoskeleton
Molecular function (GO): actin binding; structural molecule activity
Source: RefSeq, a predicted model, not a curated record
CAGCCCUUUCCCGGUUGCGAUGCUCCUACUUCUCGGUACAGUCCUCUCCGCCGCCCCGCCGAUUGGCAGUUGCCUGAGCCAAUCAGAAGGUCUCCCGGGUCGGGGGCGGGGCCUCACUCCAGAGUUGCCCUGUCAGUGCAGGUGGAGGCCCCCGGCGGGGCAAAGUGGCAGGAACCUCUUAAAGGGCGAGAGCGGCGGAGAGCGAGAACGCGGCCCGGCCCGGCCCGGCCAGGUCCCCGCCCUGUCCGGCCCAGAGAAGAGUUUAGUGGCUGAGGCUGAAAAUUCACAGCACCAACAACAGAAGGAAGAAGGUGAGGGAGCCACAAAUUCAGGCCAACAAGAAACUCAGCUGGAAGAGCCUUCUCAAGAGGCAGCUGAAGGAGAUACUCAGUGUGAGCAGAAGCUGAAAACAUCUAAUGGAGAUACUCCUACACAUGAAGACUUAACCAAGAACAAGGAACGGACAUCAGAAAACAGGGGCCUGUCACGGCUCUUCUCCUCAUUUCUCAAAAGGCCUAAGUCUCAGGUCUCUGAGGAAGAAGGCAAAGAAGUAGAGUCAGCUAACGAGAAAUGUGAAGGAGGUCAGAAAGAGAUAGAAUUUGGAACCAGUUUUGAUGAAGAGAUCAUUUUAAAGGCCCCAAUUGCAGCUCCUGAACCUGAACUCAAAACAGACCCGUCCUUGGAUCUUCAUUCAUUAAGCAGUGCAGAAACACAGCCUGCUCAGGAAGAACAGAGAGAAGACCCAGAUUUUGAAACUAAGGAAGGAGGAGGACUUGAAGAGUGCUCUAAAAUAGAAGUGAAAGAAGACAGUCCUGAAUCGAAAGCAGAAAGAGAAUUGAAAGGUUCCCAGAAAUCAAUCAGAAGACACAGAAACAUGCAUUGCAAGGUUUCUUUGUUGGAUGACACUGUUUAUGAAUGUGUGGUGGAGAAACAUGCUAAGGGACAAGAUUUGCUUAAACGAGUGUGUGAGCACCUCAAUCUUUUGGAAGAGGACUACUUCGGUCUAGCCAUUUGGGAUAAUGCAACCUCUAAGACAUGGCUGGAUUCUGCCAAAGAAAUAAAAAAGCAGGUUCGUGGUGUCCCCUGGAAUUUUACAUUUAAUGUCAAGUUUUAUCCGCCUGACCCAGCACAGUUAACAGAAGAUAUAACAAGAUAUUAUCUAUGCCUCCAACUUCGAAAGGACAUAGUUACGGGACGUCUGCCCUGUUCCUUUGCAACCUUAGCAUUAUUAGGUUCUUACACCAUCCAGUCUGAGCUGGGGGACUAUGACCCGGAACUUCAUGGUGCAGAUUAUGUUAGUGAUUUUAAACUGGCCCCAAAUCAGACCAAGGAACUUGAAGAGAAGGUCAUAGAACUGCAUAAGUCAUACAGGUCCAUGACUCCAGCUCAGGCUGACCUGGAAUUUCUUGAGAAUGCCAAAAAGUUGUCUAUGUAUGGUGUUGACCUUCAUAAAGCAAAGGACUUGGAGGGAGUGGAUAUCAUCUUAGGUGUCUGCUCUAGUGGCCUUCUGGUUUAUAAAGAUAAGCUGAGAAUUAACCGCUUUCCUUGGCCCAAAGUGCUGAAGAUUUCUUACAAACGUAGCAGCUUUUUCAUCAAGAUUCGGCCCGGAGAGCAAGAGCAAUAUGAAAGUACCAUUGGAUUCAAACUUCCCAGUUACCGAGCAGCUAAGAAAUUAUGGAAAGUCUGUGUAGAGCAUCACACGUUUUUCAGACUGACAUCUACAGACACCAUUCCUAAAAGCAAAUUUCUUGCACUGGGAUCCAAAUUUCGAUACAGUGGCCGGACUCAGGCUCAGACCAGGCAAGCUAGUGCUCUGAUUGACAGGCCUGCCCCACACUUCGAGCGAACAGCAAGCAAACGGGCAUCCCGGAGCCUUGAUGGAGCGGCUGUUGACUCCGACCGAAGUCCUCGGCCCACCUCUGCACCAGCCAUUGCUCAGAGUCAGGGCACAGAAGGCAGUGUUCCAGAUGCAUCUGUCAAGAAAACCACGGUCUCUAAAGCACAGAAGGAAACAGUGAAGUUUGAAGUGCAAAAAGAAGAAGUGCCACCAGAGCAAGCAGACCCAGAGCCCACAGAAGUGUGGAAGGUGGAAAAAACCCACAUCGAGGUCACAGUACCUACCUCAAAUGGUGACCAAACACAGAAAAAGAGAGAGAGACUAGAUGGUGAAAACAUUUAUAUCAGACAUAGCAAUUUAAUGUUGGAGGAUUUAGACAAAAGUCAAGAAGAGAUAAAAAAACAUCAUGCCAGCAUCAGUGAGCUGAAAAAGAACUUUAUGGAAUCUGUACCAGAACCACGGCCUAGUGAAUGGGAUAAACGCUUAUCCACUCACUCCCCGUUCCGAACACUUAACAUCAAUGGGCAGCUUCCCACAGGAGAAGGAGUGAAGAAAAUCUCUGUCCUUCCCUCGGAAAGAAAGGUUGGUGGGCCAGAGAAUAUAAAUGGCAUUCGCACAGAGGAGGUGGCUGCCGUGACAAAGGGGCCAUCUACCAGCCCUGACUCUGAAUGGGAUGGUCCCAAGCAUUCACUAAUUCCUAGUAAGAGCCAAGUGACCACCCCGUCGGAGUCUCCACAAAGCUUUGAGUUUGGCUCCCUCUCCAUAAGCAGCAAGGAGACAGAAGAGAAGGAGCAGGGGGCAGCUGGCUAUCCUGAUAUUAAGGAAAUGCCGGGAGGCUCAAGUGGGGAAUGUGUAGGAGCGGAGGGACAGGCCGAUGCCUUCCAGUUCUCAGUAUCACCAGCUUCCUCUCAGCUGCAACUUGGUGAAAAACAGGCAGAGAGUAGUGAAGAACAUGUUACAGCAGGAGAGCCGCUUGGAAAACAAAACGGAUCAUUUCUUGACUCUCGUGUGGGUAACCAGUUCCCCACCCUCAUUCGAAGUUUCCAGCCACCCCUGGUGAAGACUCAGACUGUCACCAUCUCAGAUACUGCCAAUGCUGGGAAAAGCGAAAUCCCAACCAAAGAUGUCCCCAUUGUUCACACUGAGACCAAGACCAUCACGUACGAGGCUGCCCAGACCGAGGAUAGCAACGGAGACUUGGACCCGGGAGUCUUGCUGACAGCUCAGACCAUCACAUCUGAGACCACAAGUAGUACAACCACAACUCAGAUUACCAAGACUGUAAAAGGUGGGAUUUCAGAGACCCGGAUUGAGAAGAGAAUUGUGAUCACAGGAGAUGCCGAUAUCGACCAUGAUCAGGUCCUCGUCCAGGCCAUCAAGGAGGCAAAGGAGCAGCACCCAGACAUGUCAGUGACCAAGGUGGUCGUCCAUCAGGAAACCGAAAUCUCUGAGGAAUGAGCUCAGGAACUCUCCUUCCCCAGCUCCCUGCCUAUCUCCCCUCCAAGAAAAAACCAGCAAAAUGAUGAAGAAGCUUACCUGCAGUAGUCAGACACCAGGCUUUCAACAUUACCCAAAACCACCAGAAAAUUUCAUUUUCUAUUUGGAGUUUGUACCCAGAGAGUCUUCUAGACAUCACUGGUUCUUUUAAUACCUUUUUCUAUAUUGUGAUACCAGAAAUUGUUCGACUUUUCACUCUAUGGACUGUUUUUAAAGAGCUUUUUGGUUUUUUACGGGGUGGUUUGUAACCCCUUCAGCCCAGCCUCUCCCCAUGCAUUUCCUACCCAGGUACUGACCGGCCCGCAGAGUUCGUGGGGAAACCCUCCAAAGACUGUCAGCGGUGUUGGGGGCCAAAGCCGGCUUAACGGGGUUCCUUGCUCCUCCCCAGUCUUAUACCCUUUGGAUGUCGGCAGAAACGUCAUUCGCCAGCCCUUUCUCAGAGCCGGUGAUGUGACUGCCAUGUGAGGCGGGGCAGCUGUCCUGAUCCACGGGCCCCAGGAAGACAUCCCUGCCCCUCUGCUGAGGGUGGUUUUGGUGAGGCAGAGAUCUCUGCUAAGAAUGUAGUAUUGUGUUUGCUUCUUUCCUUCCCUUCUCUUCUCUCUGGAGCUUCUUUAGAUCAAGGACAUAAGAAGUUGUUUCAGAUCUCCCUGAUACUGUGAAUGUUUGAACAUAUCCGUGGCCUUCGCCUUCCUGCCCUCCCUCCCCUUUUACCUCAUCAGAAGCGGCGGCUCUGCUAAGUGCUCCCCCCACCUCCCAUCUCAGGAGACCAAAACUCACAGAAAAAUGGGCACUUUGGGCCAGAAGCUCCAAUGGCACAUUUUUAGUGGUGAUUUGGGCAAGGAGAAAGUUAAUGAGAUUUUUAAAAAAGCUUUUCUAGUCCUGGGAACGUGCACCUCACACAGGGGAAUGGUGGGGUUUACCUCAGUCAGAUCCUGCUCAGAAGUACUUCCAGGUGACCAACCCUGGGCCUUUUUCUUUAAUCCCUGGAUGACCGGAAAUGUGACUCAGAGAAGUCGUGUUCCUUGCCCUUUCUUCUGACUGGUACCUGCCUGCAGACGCCCUUCUGGAGCGAGGGAAUUGACUUUUAGGGGCCAUCCUUCCCACAAAACCCCGCACAACAAGGGGUACAAACACCAGCCCUGCUCAUUCCCACUCGCCAUCUGAGGCCUGUCAGGUUUUUAGGCUUGAUUUCUGUGGUGGGUUGUGGGUUUAUUUUACUUUUACUUUUGUUUGGUUGGUUGGUUGGUUUUGAAAAUGGGACUGACUGAUGUGCCCAGUUCCACCAUUCCUGGUAGGUCUGGGGGCAUUUUUAUUCAGUAGCGCUUCUCGAACCUUCCAGCGUGCUUCCCACAAACACAUCUGCCUGAAGUGCUUAGAGUCUUAUUCUGGGACAGAAGUGAACUUCAUGAGACAGCAGGUCACAGUCAGCAGUCUCGGGGGGCUCAAGAGCAGCGAGAGGUCAGAAACCCCUGCUGCCUACAGUGGGGGCCGGCCCUGUGUCCAGAGCCUCUGCCGGCUGGGUCUUGUGUUAGACAAACUCAGUUGGUUUGAACUGAUUGCAGAUGUGUGCUUUUUUGUUUAGUCCUUAUGUGAGACUGUUACCAGCCAAGAGGCAGCUCUCUCUGGAGAGGGACAGGAAGAGCUCAGGCAGGGUGUGUGACAGGCCUGGGCAAAGACGGCUGUCCUGUCUCCGGAGCAGACUUCCAGCCUGUGGGCACAGGGCUUUCUUCGUGGUGCCCGAGCCUGGGCUGUGUCGCCAGGAGUGGGGGUGAGGUUAGGAAUCGGCCCACACCAGGCAGCGUGUGACGUGAGCCCCCCCCCGGCCGGUGGCCAGCGGUCCUGGUGCAGGAGCCGCUUCCCAGGCCGCCAGCUGCGGGAUGAAGCGGGUCAGGGUAGGGAGAGGGCACAGUUUGAGCACCAGCAACCUGGCACGCAGGGUCCUCCGCCACCCACACCGGUGUGGCCGCUUUCACAGCUCAGGGCCGCUGACGGGGUGGCUCUGUCACCCGCUCACGGUGCUUCUCCUCUCCGCAUCCUUGACUGUAAAUUGGACCAGAAGAUCUCGAAUGCCCUUCCAGCGCUGGACACGAUCUGGACAAGCAAGGCAGAAGGUGUCCUUGCAAACCUCCCCCUCCCCCCAUCCUGCCUCUCUGGUAACAGAUCUGAGGGUUCGACAGUUGUUUGGAUUUUUUUUCUUCCUGCAGUUGUGUGCGUGUGUGUGUGUGUGUGUGUGUGUGUGUGAAGAAAAACAGAUUCUGUCCAGGUGGAAAUGGAGAAGAGGGAGGGGAGAGUUUCACUGCCAGGGUCAGAGACUUGGCAGCAGCUUCCCUGAAGUGACUCAGACACACACAGUAACAACUCUCGCUGCAGUUUUAUUUUUAUUUCGCUUGAGAAGUAAAGACUU